Oncorhynchus tshawytscha (Chinook salmon) is the source of this 2507-nucleotide messenger RNA. Its product is annotated as guanine nucleotide-binding protein subunit beta-5a. The coding region runs from base 140 to 1225 and encodes 361 amino acids. Gene Ontology annotation, cellular component: heterotrimeric G-protein complex; cytoplasm. Lineage: Eukaryota; Metazoa; Chordata; Actinopteri; Salmoniformes; Salmonidae. The record is from RefSeq and is a predicted model, not a curated record. The transcript has 11 exons. Gene Ontology annotation, biological process: G protein-coupled dopamine receptor signaling pathway; G protein-coupled receptor signaling pathway. Gene Ontology annotation, molecular function: protein binding; signaling receptor complex adaptor activity.
CUCGAAAACUGAGAAAGCAUCUUUUCUCUGACGUCAUGAGAGCUGCAUCAGCUGUGAGCCCCGCGUCCUUAGCUUGCAAAAUAUACUCUCUCUUAUUUUAUUUUUGCUGCCCGCAUCUGCUCUGACAACGGGAAUAUAUAUGAUAUUUUCCACAAAACCUGAAAUGGCUACACAGGAGGUACAACCGAAUGAGACUCUCACCAACCUAAAAGCGGAAUCGGACACGUUGAAAACAAAGCUCGAGGACGAAAGAGCGAAGCUGCAUGAUGUUGAACUCCACCAGGUGGCAGAGAAGGUGGAUGGACUGGGCCAGUUUAUCAUGAAGACCCGGCGUACUCUGAAGGGACAUGGAAACAAAGUUCUCUGCAUGGACUGGUGUAAGGACAAGAGGAGGAUCGUCAGCUCAUCACAGGAUGGAAAAGUGAUUGUAUGGGAUGCCUUCACCACUAACAAGGAGCACGCAGUGACCAUGCCGUGCACCUGGGUGAUGGCCUGUGCCUACGCCCCCUCUGGAUGUGCAGUGGCCUGUGGUGGUCUGGACAACAAGUGCUCAGUGUACCCUCUGUCGUUGGACAAGAAUGAGAACCUGGCAGCGAAGAAGAAGUCCGUCGCCAUGCACACCAACUACUUAUCUGCCUGUAGCUUCACCAACUCAGACAUGCAGAUCCUGACGUCGAGCGGAGACGGAACCUGUGCAUUAUGGGAUGUGGAGAGCGGUCAGCUGUUGCAGAGUUUCCAUGGACACGCAGCUGAUGUUCUUUGUCUGGACCUGGCUCCUUCUGAGACCGGCAACACCUUCGUCUCUGGGGGCUGUGACAAGAAGGCUAAUGUAUGGGACAUGCGCUCAGGCCAGUGCAUUCAGUCCUUCGAAACCCACGAAUCAGACAUCAACAGUGUCAGGUACUACCCCAGUGGAGAUGCAUUUGCCUCAGGCUCUGAUGAUGCGACAUGUCGUCUCUAUGACCUGAGAGCAGACAGAGAAGUGGCCAUUUAUUCCAAAGAGAGCAUCAUAUUUGGUGCCUCCAGUGUUGACUUCUCUCUCAGUGGCCGGCUACUGUUCGGUGGCUACAACGACUACACCAUCAACGUGUGGGAUGUCUUGAAGGGGACGAGGGUGUCCAUCCUGUUUGGACAUGAGAACCGUGUCAGCACUCUGCGUCUGUCUCCUGACGGAACGGCCUUCUGCUCGGGGUCAUGGGACCACACUCUCAGGAUCUGGGCUUAAGGAAAAUGACACAGAAGAGGAACAACUAACCUCAGUGGUAGAUAGAUGGGAUCCAGUUGUAAACUAAGAGACAGACGUGUUCCACUCGGCUUGAAUACAAUCCUAGGUUCAGAUUCAGUUGAACAUAUAUACAGUGGAAAAGGGCAGACAUUGUCUUACUGUAGUGGUGUGUCAGGAUACAUUUGAACUGUGGUCUUGGACAAGUUAACAGUCAUUAUCAAACAAAAAAACCCUGCAAAAGAUACACUUUUAUUACGAGCUUUAAUAACGUAUCACAUUAAGUAUUUUAGAUCACGCAAGGUCAAUAUAUCUUAAUGAAAUUCAUAAUCACACACAGAAUGAUGAUAUAGCUACUCUAGUCUUAAGCAGAUGGUCCAAAGAGAACUAGUGUGAAGUAGAUGGUGAUGAAUAACACAGUUUGAAAUGAAUCUAGUGGUGAAUAUACAGAGAGUAAAAGAUUUAGAGGAAGAAUGUCUUCAAUAACCUAAUGUAUAAGAUGUAGUAUGAUGCGAUGUUUAGAUUUGAGAUAUGAUGGAAAAACAAUUCAUACAUUUGGAACCAAACCCUCAAGAGUCACUAAGUCAUCUUGGUUGAUGCCAGGACAAAUCAUCUUGGUUGAUGCCAGGACAAAUCCUCUUGGUUGAUGCCAGGACAAAUCCUCUUGGUUGAUGCCAGGACAAAUCCUCUUGGUUGAUGCCAGGACAAAUCAUCUUGGUUGAUGCCAGGACAAAUCCUCUUGGUUGAUGCCAGGACAAAUCCUCUUGGUUGAUGCCAGGACAAAUCAUCUUGGUUGAUGCCAGGACAAAUCCUCUUGGUUGAUGCCAGGACAAAUCCUCUUGGUUGAUGCCAGGACAAAUCAUCUUGGUUGAUGCCAGGACAAAUCCUCUUGGUUGAUGCCAGGACAAAUCCUCUUGGUUGAUGCCAGGACAAAUCCUCUUGGUUGAUGCCAGGACAAAUCCUCUUGGUUGAUGCCACAUUUUCCAUUCUAAUACUUGACCCUUCGAGUUCCUUUCCACCUGUGAAUUUCACCUACUGCUUGAGAUGUUCACAUGACAAACACUAGAUAAUAUCUAGCUGACAUGAAUAUACAACCUUUUGUGAAUACCUACUUAUUUAAAUUCUUAGACUUAUGUAUCCCUGUUCAUGUAAUUAUUCUGAUGAUUGUAAUUUGAUAAUUUAUUGUAAUUAUUAUAUUGUAGUUUAGUGUAUAUACAAAGUUACAUGAUACAAUAAACUAUUCACCUAUACCACACAAAAGUAAUAAAAAUUAAUUUGGACUAUC